AUGGAGGAAACAAAGAGGAAGGCCAAGGCAGUGGUGGUGGGAGGCAGCAUAGCCGGGAUAUCCUGCACACACGCUCUUAUAGCCGCUGGGUGGGAUGUGGUGGUGAUCGAGAAAACACCUUCACCCCCCACCAGUAGUGCCACCGGUGCCGGCCUUGGAAUCGACCUUUUAUCCCAGAAACUCGUCCAGUCGUGGCUGAAUCAACCGCAGGCUCUUGAGCACUACACCUUGCCCCUCACCAUUGAUCAUGAACAAGCAACAGAUUGGGACAAGAAAAUUACCAGGACGCUGACAAGAGAUGAAAACUUCAAUUUCAGAGCAGCACACUGGGCUGAUCUUCAUAGCCUAUUAUACAAUGCGCUGCCUCAGGAAGUUGUUUUAUGGGGGCAUUUUUUCCUCUCCUUUCGCGUCUCUGAUGAAAAAUCUGUGAAAGUUAGUGCUAAAGUGCUUCAAUCUGGUGAUACAAUUGACGUAGAAGGUGAUUUGCUUGUUGCUGCAGAUGGUUGUCUCUCUUCCAUUCGUAAAACUUUACUCCCCGACCUUAAACUCAGAUAUUCGGGUUACUGUGCUUGGAGAGGAGUUCUCGAUUUUUCAGAAAACCAGAACUCAGAAACCAUUCAGCAACUCAAGAAGGCGUUUCCCGAGCUUGGUAAGUGCAAUUACUUUAUCCUAGGAGUUGGAACUCACAGUAUUCUUUACGAGUUAUUCAACAAAAGGAUGAACUGGAUUUGGUAUGUUAAUCAACCAGAGCCAGAUCUUGAGGGAAACUCAGUUACAACUAAAGUCAGCAGAGACAUGAUUGAAGAAAUGUAUGAAGCAGCAGAGAAGGUUUGGGUUCCAGAAUUUGUGAAACUAAUGCGAGAAACUAAAGAGCCUUUCCUGAAUGCAAUAUACGAUAGUGAGCCACUAGAGAGAGUAGUUUGGGACAACGUGGUUUUGAUCGGGGAUGCAGCUCACCCGGUAAGUCCUCAUGGUGCAAGAAGCACAAAUAUGUCGAUACUAGAUGCUGCAGUCUUGGGCAAAUGCCUUGAGAAAUGGGGAUUGGAGAAUCUAAAUUUGGCUCUUAAAGAAUAUCAAUCUAUUCGACUACCAGUCAAUGCAGAACAAGUUUUGUUUUCACGAAGAAUGGGACGUAUCAAACAAGGUUUAGUUCUUCCUGAUCGUGAGCCCUUCGAUCCAAGAACAGCAAGUGAAGAAGAUUGUGUGAAGCUGCAGCUAAGAAACAUCCCUUUUUUCUCUGAAAUUCCCUCUAUAUUGAUGUAA
Fraxinus pennsylvanica is the source of this 1263-nucleotide messenger RNA. Lineage: Eukaryota; Viridiplantae; Streptophyta; Magnoliopsida; Lamiales; Oleaceae. The record is from the annotation of a GenBank genome assembly.